UAAAAAUUGAGAAAAUGAAGAACGUUCACAUGGGUUCCGUAUCCACGCUGCUGCUGGUUUUAGCUAUUUCAAUCUCAUUAUCAACCUCUUCGAGAUUGAAGAGAGACGUAGAUGGAUUCUGCAGAGGUAAAGCUGACCACAGCAUUAACGCCGAUCCUACUAGUUGCUACCAUUAUAUCUAUUGCACUGGUGGGUACCAGUUCAGAGCGAUAUGCCAGGCAGGACUUGUGUUUAACCCUAUAAUAAAUAGCUGCGACUAUGGGGAGUGUAACACUGCUCAAGCACCAGAAUCCACCAAUGAGGUGUAUGAAGAUAAUGGCCAUAGAGAAAAGAAUCGGGAAGAGAAGCGAUCAACGGCAAAUCUUCACGUUGCGCCAACCGAAUACGUUGCACCAACUGAGUAUGUUGCACCAACUGAAUACGUUGCACCAGUCACACAAUACAGAGAACCAUCAACGGAAUCAUUCGAUGAUUAUUGCAAGUUCAGAUCGGAUGGUACACACCAUGACCCAUAUGAUUGCCAUAACUACAUCUACUGUGCCAAUGGCGUUCCCUACAAACAGAAGUGUCCUGGAUCCCUCGUCUACAACCAUGACCUAGGUGGUUGCGACUUUGGCUCCUGUCCCCAGAACGCUCAAGGAUAUGUACCCAAAAAAGCACGUGAAGAAAACAAUCACGUUGUGCCAACAAAUUACGUCGAGACUACUGUUGAGGAGACUUACCAGGCAACCCAUUCUUCAUCAGAUAAUGAUGACAUGAAAUCUAAAAUUGAGGAGAUGCUGCCAUCCGUCAUGAACAAAGCCAUGGAAUCUCUCAUUACCAAGAUGGACGACGAGAAAACUGCUUCUCGAUCUGUAGGAAACUCCAAUAGACCAUUCAAGAAGGUCCAGCGUUUCCUCGUUGCCAGGCCCAUGGCCAAGAAACUGUCUCAGUGCGCCCAUGUACUCUGCAACGCGUCCACGGUGCUCAUGGAUUACUUCAAACUGGACAAAGUCACAGCGCUUAAUAUCUUCUCUGACAUCCACUCUCCCAUUCCUGCAAGUUCACAUCUGCUAAAGCCUGACGACGCAUACCCUGAUCCCGACCCCAACACCUGCCCCUGGCCUAGAUAUGAUUGCGGAACAGGCCUUGAGCUUUACAGAUCAUACACUGGAGCAUGUAACAACAUUUAUAACCCACUCUGGGGACGAUCUUUCACUCCACUCAAGAGAUACAUUGCCCCUGAUUAUGCCGAUGGUAUUGAACUUCUACGUCAAGCCAAACAUGGUGGCAGCCUCCCAUCAGCUAGACUGGUAAGCAGUGUGAUCCAUGAGGACGGCCAACCCGCAGACCAUAUUCACACAUUGAUGGUGAUGCAAUGGGGACAGUUCCUCGAUCACGAUCUCUCCCAUACGGCUGUAGCUAAGAUAUCAAAGGAUGGUAGUGUUGAUGAGACUAUGGAUAUUGAAUGUGGUGACGAUGGAUGCGAUGACUCAAUUAAAGAAUGUGUUCCCAUUAAGAUUCCUGCUGGAGAUAAAGACUUCGGACCUAAGAAAUGUCUCGAAUUUGUUAGAUCCCAGGAGGUCCCAAACUCAAAAUGCACAAUUGGACCACGAGAGCAAGUAAACCAAAUUACAUCCUACAUUGACGCAUCAAACGUGUAUGGAUCUUCUGAAGAAGAGGCAAAGGUUUUGAGAGACUUGAUCUCAAGAAAUGGACGCCUAAAUGUUACUGAUCAUCCUAACUCGAGAUCCCUCAAAUACCUCCUUCCACAGACGGAUGAGGAAAAGGAAUGUGAAGAAGAAGGUCAGGGCUUUAAAUGCUUCAUGGCUGGGGAUGUAAGAGUGAAUGAACACUCUGGUUUGACAGCCAUGCACACAAUCUGGUUGAGGCAGCACAACAGAAUCUCCGAAGCACUAUACAAGCUCAAUCCGCACUGGUCUAGCGACAAGGUGUACCAAGAAGCGAGAAAGAUUGUCGGUGCUAUGAUGCAACAUAUUACGUACAAGGAAUGGCUUCCGGUUGUUCUUGGCAAACAUGAAAUGAGAAAAUAUUCAUUAGAACUCCUGAAAUCAGGAUAUUCUCAUUAUGACAGCAGAGUGAACCCAAGUGUUACUAAUGAAUUCGCCACUGCCGCAAUGAGGUUUGGUCACAGUAUGAUCUUCAAGAAGAUUAGCGCCGGAGAAGCUGAUAAGGACCUGAGCGAGCUCUUCUUCCGUCCCCGCAACAUUUACAACAAAGCUGACGGUGGAGUGGAUGGCUUCAUACAAGGUCUCUGCGAUCAAAACAUGGAGAAGCAAGAUAGGUUCUUGACUAAACAGGUCACAAAACAUUUGUUCGCCGAACACCCACCUCAUGGUUUGGGUACAGAUCUUGCCUCACUUAAUAUACAAAGAGGCAGAGAGCAUGGUCUACCAGGUUACAAUGCAUGGAGACAAUUCUGUGGAUUACCAUAUGCCUACUCAUUCGAACAGCUUCGGGACACAAUCAAAGACGAAGAAGUCGUGAGGAAAUUAUCCCAAGUCUACAAGCACGUCGACGAUAUCGACCUUUUCCCAGGCGGUAUGGCAGAAACACCAGCUAAUGGUGCGAUGGUUGGUCCAGUUUUCUCUUGCAUUCUAGCCAAACAGUUCAGCGAUCUCAAACGUGGAGAUAGAUUCUGGUAUGAAAACAGCGGACCUCAAGCCUUCUCUACAGCCCAGCUGGAUGCAAUUAGAAAAGUGCGUCUUUCUAAGGUGAUUUGUGAAAAUGGGGACAACAUCAACACUAUUCAGCCAUACACAAUGGAGGUCCCAUUCAGGGAGGCAUACCCGACCAACGAUCACGGCACAGCAUCUCGGUACAACUUGGACUACAACCAGUUCAAUACCCUUUGGCAGAAGAACUACAACAUUAGAGAAAGUCAAAGAUUCACUAGCCAAAACUUACAGGUCAAAGGUCGACAACAUCUCCGUCAUCAUCAUAUCAAUUUAUCAUUUACUAUUUAAGAGUGUGUGCUUAAGUUGUUUCGAUAUGAGAAAUAUAUUUGAAACAAUACCAGCAGGCGGAGGCAAUGUUAGGUUUGUCAAACUCCAAUGAAAUCUCUACGCAAGAUAUUUUACAAGAGCAUUGAACAAAGUUCCAACACCGCGAAAUGCUGAUUUGCUAGAUAUACGGUCCCAGCAGAUGCGAUACAUGGAGAGCUUGAAAUGACUGUUCCAGAACACGUGAUCAUUGGAUCUAUUUGAGAACAUUGAAACUAGAUCGUAACUGAACAACUACAUGCCAAAGACUAUAUUUAGUCACAGUCUGGUACAUAGUUAAAAUUAUAUUUGACGACUUGACAUUGCAAAACUGAAAAGAAGCGUCGCAUUUCUUGAGGCCAUGCGUUGAACUGGUACCCUGCGCGCAGAGUCUAGUUA
This is a messenger RNA of Owenia fusiformis, 3380 nucleotides long. The record is from the annotation of a GenBank genome assembly. Lineage: Eukaryota; Metazoa; Annelida; Polychaeta; Sabellida; Oweniidae.